Molecule: messenger RNA, 1646 nt
Organism: Triticum urartu
Lineage: Eukaryota; Viridiplantae; Streptophyta; Magnoliopsida; Poales; Poaceae
Source: RefSeq, a predicted model, not a curated record
UUUCCAUUUAUGGAAAACAAAUGAAUCUUUGCUUAUGUUAUUUGAGCACAAGAUAGUACAGUGGUGUGUGACAGCAGUCCAAAAAGGUUCAACAAUAAAAUUUGGAAUACCCUACAGAGUACAGACACAGCUAGAGUACAUCCUUCAAACAAAAUGAGAGAAUGUCAGCUACAGUCAUAUAACCAGCAGCACAUUUGGGAACAUCUUGCAUUCUGACUCAAAUUUAGGACAUUUGAGAACAUCUUGCAUUCUGAUGAAAUUCAGGUAGGAAAAUGGAUUCCGAAGCAACCCAGGGAACUGAAAAAUAGUACUAUAUCAUGCAUCUGGUGAUAUACCGUCAUGGUUUUAAAUGCCAUAAAACAAUCUUGUAUGAAUCCUAACAGAACAAUCUAAAACAAUUCUAUUUCUCUACUGUCAGAACACAUGUACGCACUCUUUCACUCUCCAAAUUUCAGCAAUCAUCUGUGGUUGCAGGGCUGGCGAUCGCGAUCAUGGGGGUCAGCGGCUGCGGCAAAUCGUAGGAUCUAAUUUCAGCAAUCAUCCCAUCUUCUCUUAUUGCUUGCUCUCUCAACUUCAACACUGAAGAAGACAACAUGGGGAGCAGCAGCUGCCCUCUGCUCUGCUCUUAUGCGAAUUCUUUGCCGCAGGACCGAGGCGGCGAUGCUCGCCAACGCGCUGGGCUGCGGCUUCGUCGAGGCGGACGACCACCACUCCCACGCCAACAAAGGUACUACCUGCAGUGCCAUGUCUGAAGCUUCUUCACCUGAGAGCAAACUCUCAACUUCUGUGUCCCUUCCCUGCCCAUGUCGAACAAAACAGAGAAGAUGAGCAGGGGCGUCCCACUCACGGACGAGGACCUCCUCCCGUGGCCGGAGUCGCUGCGCGACGCCAUCAGAGAGCGGCUGGACCGCGGCGAGGACGUCGCCGUCAGCUGCUCGGCGCUGCGGCUCAAGUAUCAGCCGAGCGGCGAGACCGGGACGAGCGGCGCGAGUGCCGUGCAGGCGGCCGGACUGAGCGGCUAUGGCGCGCGGGCACAAGAGCGACCGGCGAUAGCGGUCGGGCCGAGCGAGCGACGACGGCGACCGGGCAGGCGGCGUCAGCAGGUGCUUGUGUGGUUCGUUCUCUCCUCUGCUCGAACGAGAAUACCAGAUGCAGAUAAUCAGAUCUCAGUAUGUAGUAUAUUGUAUACAUAGAAUCAGGGGCAGUUUGGUCUUUUCCCGUGCUUAUAAAUGGAAAAAGAAAAAAGAAAAUCACUAAAAGGAGGAAAGUGGCAUAGUAAUCAAGGAGGGAACGAGCAAAGUGGCAAUAUUGCGAAGCCCAUCUUGAAAGUGGCAAUUUUGAGAAGCCAUGUAUUGAAAGUGGCAAAUAUCCAAUUUUCUCGCGUGGGGGUGGGACACCGCGUGGGGGUGACCGCUGGACGCUGGCGGGCGGCCAGCCGGCCUCCUUCCCUCUAGUGCCUCCGUGAGCCGGUGAGCAGCUGCCCUCGCUGGAUCUCUGUCUAUAUCUCGCCUCUGCAAAUUGUAGGAAGUUCAGUUAUUCUGAUUCUGAAGUUUAUUUCACCUUAUUUGAGGAAAAGUUGGGGUAUUUAUUCAGUUGGAGUUCGUCAUGUAUUUCACCUUAGUCGAGGAAAAAGUUCGUCAUCUAGC